Molecule: messenger RNA, 1351 nt
Organism: Arachis duranensis
Lineage: Eukaryota; Viridiplantae; Streptophyta; Magnoliopsida; Fabales; Fabaceae
Exons: 12
Coding region: 98-1198 (366 amino acids)
Molecular function (GO): kinase activity
Source: RefSeq, a predicted model, not a curated record
UGUGGUGUAUGGGUUUUCAUGUUACAGUCAACGAGGCUCUUUUGGGUGUUGCAGAGAUUUGAGUUCAGUGUCCGUUACAAUUACCAUUACCAUUACCAUGUCCUCCGAUUCCAUUCCUGAAAAUGAAAACCUCAUCCUUUUAGGGUGUGGAUCAGUGUCAAUUGAUUUGUUGGCCACUGUUGCUGCUUAUCCCAAACCUGAUGAAAAAAUCAGAAGCACUUCUUUCAAGGUUGAAGGAGGUGGCAAUGCAGCAAAUGCUCUAACCUGUGCUGCUCGCUUGGGACUCAAGCCAAGGCUUAUAUCCAAGGUUGCAGAUGACACUCAUGGCAGGGCCAUAAUAGAUGAAUUACAGGCUGAUGGUGUUGAUACAUCUUCUAUAGUGGUAUCCGAGGAAGGGACUUCACCAUUUACUUAUAUCAUUGUGGACAGUCAAACGAAGUCCCGUACUUGUAUACAUACCCCAGGAUUUCCUAAACUGAUGCCAGCUGAACUUCCUGAAUCAACUUUGUUUUCUGCAUUGAGCGGAGCAGGAAUUGUUUUUUUGGAUGGGAGGCUGCAUGACACUGCGUUGGUUGUUGCACACGAGGCAGUUAGGAAGAAUAUACCUAUCUUAAUGGAUGCCGAAAGGCUCAGAGAAGGGCUUGAUGAUCUCAUUCAAUUGGCCGAUUAUCUUACAUGUGCAAUGCGUUUUCCUCAGGUAUGGGCAGGGGCAACAACUAUUCCAAAAGCACUCGUUUCUAUGGUUUUAAGGUUACCCAAAGUCAAAUUUGUGAUUGUAACUCUGGGAAAAGAUGGAUGCAUAAUGCUUGAGAGAAGUGUUGAUGAGGGUGCUUCAAGGGAAGAAGCGGAUGUGGACAUAUUACUAGAAUCUCUGGAGAUGAAAAGGAAUAGGAGCACAUACAUGCCAACCUGCAUAUCAUCGCCAGUGACAAAAUUGCAGGCAGAAGGCAUAGGAACAGUUUGUGGAAGGUUAUAUGUUGGAACUGCCGAGAACAUACCACCAUCUGAGCUAAUUGAUACAACUGGUGCUGGAGAUGCAUUUGCUGGAGCUGUUCUCUAUGCUCUCUCUGCCAACUUUUCAAGGGAGAACAUGCUGUGCUUUGCUGCUACUGUGGCGGCAGCAAAGUGCAGAGCUCUAGGCGCACGAAGUGGCCUUCCACACCAUACAGAUCCGAGACUAGAAUCAUUCAUGCAGUAGAUUUUUAUCUUUGGUUGGUUAAAAUCAUAUCGGAUAUGGCUUGAAGUUCAGUUUCAUCACAGUUGGAAGAGUGAGAGGUCCAGCUUAAUAUGCUUAUGCUUUUACCUUUUACUUGUUAAUGAAAUCAUUUGAUUUUGUUAUUACUCAGCAUAA